GUUUAAAUGAAAAAAGGAAGAACACUUUUCUAUAAAAAUGUAAACAGAAAGCUGUUAUGAACUCCAGUUUUUCUGUGGUAUCUUUGAAAUUACCGGUACUAUAGCUCCAGAAACAGUUCAACCCCUGUAAAACAGACGCCUAAAAUGAGAUCAGCCAGAACUAAACCCCCACUGCAAGGCAAUACCGCCAAUCCUAAUGCGUGUUUGAAAUUAUGAAACGCUUAAAAAAAUUAUAAACACAUUUAACUUUUGCGAAGAAGCAAUACUAUUCCGCUUUAAACAAGACUAGGAACCUUCCUCCAUGUCACGUUGUUUCCUUCCAGAUUCUUUAGCGGUCGGAAACAGCCAGCGUGUGAUUUUUUUUUUCUUCUUCCUUUAUUUAUUUAUUUAUUUAUUUAUUUAUUUAUUUAUUUUACCGCACUGUGUCGAUUUACGCUAUUGUACACGGAUGUGACGAUAUACAAAACAGACCGCGCUGUCCCUUAUUAGGUACUAGUAUUGUAGGAUGCGACAGUUAUGAGUGUUAUAAAGAGUAGAGUUUAGUUGUUCGUUGCGACUUUAUGGCCGGUUAGCAGUGCGGCUACGUGUCGGAACUUACCUGGUUUCAUCCAGCCACAAACCUUGCGAUUGAAAGAGACGCAAAAAAUCUUACAUUAAACUAGAAACACUGAAAUUCCGCAAAUAUGAAGGAGAAAAGACAUCAGGAUGUUUUGCCGUCUACCCGGUAACGAAAGAGUCGGACUGCAGGAAAGGGGGAACUGGGAAAGAGCUGAGUUGAUAAUGUAGCUGCUGUUUAGCUCGAGAUCACAAUUUCAGCCAAUAGUGCGGUUCUUGUGUCUGUCUACUGCAGGGGAAAAAGUCUUAUAAACAGCACCAACGCUUUUGAUAGAACCACGAUGAUGUACUCUUCCCGGAGAAAACCAGUGCUCUAUUUUAAAGAGGACAAAAGAUUUCUAUGGAAAAAGUGCACAGUGCUGAAGCUGUUCGGUCUCUGCGUGGUGCUCGUCCUCGGGUCUCUUCUCUGGCUGCAGCUGAGCUGUUCAGCUGAUCUGAACCAGGCACUGUUGGCUGAUCGUCCUCCCUAUCAGCCAUGUCCUUUAGAGAGACAUGCUGCACCCGUUGAUGACUCCUCAUGGGGCCCUCAUAAAAUGGCUGUCAUUGUUCCCUUCAGGGAGCGCUUUGAAGAACUUCUUAUUUUUGUGCCGUACAUGCACGCUUUCCUCAACAAAAAGAAAAUACGACACAAAAUUCUUGUUAUCAACCAGGUGGAUCAUUUCCGCUUCAACAGAGCCUCUCUCAUCAAUGUUGGCUACAUGGAGAGUGGAAAUGAUACAGACUACAUAGCGAUGCAUGAUGUGGACUUGCUGCCUCAGAAUGAAGCUCUAGACUAUGGAUUCCCAGAGGAGGGACCCUUCCAUGUAGCUUCACCAGAGCUUCACCCACUGUAUCAUUAUAAAACGUAUGUAGGAGGGAUUCUGCUGCUUUCCAAGAAACACUAUCAAAUGUGCAAUGGAAUGUCCAAUCGGUUCUGGGGUUGGGGAAGAGAAGACGAUGAGUUCUUCAGAAGGCUGCGAACAGCAGAACUGCAGCUGUUCAGGCCAAAAGGAAUAACCACAGGGUACAAAACGUUCAGGCACAUUCACGACCCUGCCUGGAGGAAGAGAGACCAGAAGAGGAUAGCUGCACAAAAACAGGAACAGUUUAAAAUCGACCCAGAAGGUGGUCUGACCAACAUGCGCUACAAGGUGGAGUCUCGACAGGAGCUGAUGAUUAGUGGCGCACCCUGCACCGUCAUCAGCACCUUGCUGGAGUGUGACACCAGCCAAACGCCCUGGUGCCAGUUCAGCUAACAUGCCUGGCCUGCUGAUGCACUGUGCUAUGAUAAUGCUAUUUCUCCAUGUAUAGGUUCUUUGUCGUGGACAGUUUUGCUUAAAUAACCUGGUUAUUUAACCGUGAACACCGAAAACAAGAUGUAAACAGACACUGAGGUUUUAUUGCUACUGGUCAGUAUUAUGAUAAUCUUUGAUGAAGCUGCCUCUGUUUUUACUUGGACAGAACUGAACUGUCAGGUACUGCACUGAGAACACGUCAGCAAUGUUGCUACUAAUGAGCUUUUGUAGUAUGGAUUUAAGAAGUUGAGUUUCAAACUGGUGAUGCUGUAGCAAUAGCAUUUUCUUGGACUCUUUCUCAUGGUGCAGUAAUUACAAUUUUAUUUGGGUAUGCUGAAUUCAGAAUGAAUGACUUGAUGCUGAUAUAACUAAAAUGGUUUAAGGGUACUUUGAGGACAUUUGCGCACACUUCAUAUUUAUAUAAAAAAUUCCAGUCUAUUUAGUUUUUAUACCAUGUUUUAUCCCAUGUCCAGAAGUUAGUUGGUUUGGACUAGAUUAAGUCAUGAAUGCCACUGCAUGUCUGCAUUAUUGAAAGUUAUAGUAUAAGAAGAGAGGAGCAUGCCUGCAUACUCUUUACCAAAGACCUCUAAAAGUCACUUGUCCUCUUGAGGGUAAAGAUGCAACAUGUUGUGAUAUGGAUGUAACAGUCAGUGGGGACAAAAUGAAUUUUUACAACUUCAAAGGAUGUGUUGAAUGAGUUUUGAUAAGAGCAAACUUGAAUCACUUUAAAAGAUAUAUUAAAUGGGAUUAUUUCAA
Ictalurus furcatus (blue catfish) is the source of this 2645-nucleotide messenger RNA. RefSeq names its product xylosylprotein beta 1,4-galactosyltransferase, polypeptide 7 (galactosyltransferase I) (gene b4galt7). Lineage: Eukaryota; Metazoa; Chordata; Actinopteri; Siluriformes; Ictaluridae. Gene Ontology annotation, biological process: carbohydrate metabolic process; proteoglycan biosynthetic process. The transcript has 6 exons. The coding region runs from base 897 to 1850 and encodes 317 amino acids. Gene Ontology annotation, molecular function: xylosylprotein 4-beta-galactosyltransferase activity. The record is from RefSeq and is a predicted model, not a curated record.